UUUACAUCUUGUUUUGUAUUUUUGUUGUGCUUCGGAGCGAAUUGUGGAAAAUUUUAUUGAAUUCUCAUGAUUUUGUUUAAUGAAAAUAAUUGUAUAAAAUAAUACGCAAACGUAGUGGUCAGAAAAGGCUGAACAAUGGAACACACUCCAAAAGCUCACGCGGAGCUCGAAGUCACUGGCGUUUCCCGGAGCGGCCGUGUAUGCAAGAAGUCGUCGAAAUUGAUGGACUUCCAAUCCCCGGACGACAUAUCGGAUGCGAAGCAGAAGAAAGCUCAAAAAUCCAAAUCCGCACAACCGGGAGUUUCCGGUAGCGGAGGAUUGGGACAUUUGGUUGACGCCAAGCUGAGUCAAGAGUCGGAAUUUCACAUGGGGGAUGAUGAUGUUCCGUCCGAUUCGGGGGAUGACGGUCACGAGUCCAACAUUGACUCGGAUGACGACGACGACGAUGACGAUGUGAUGGACAUCGAAGACAUGGAAGGAACACAGGAGGAAGACGAUAAAAGCGAAGGAGAGCUGGUCAUAGAAAUGGCCCCCAAACGCAGCCUGUACAUGUCGGAGAAAUCGUCAAAGUACAAGAAGAUGCUCAAAGAUGGAAAGGUCGUUAUGGGUAAAACCCAACGCAAGGACAAAGGCGAGCGGCGAUUCACUGCGUAUAUGCUUUGGGCGAAAGAGACCAGGAAGCAAAUGCAGUCGAAUACAGAUCUUGACCAUCAUGGCAUGUCGAAGCGUCUUGGUGAGAUGUGGGCCAACGUACCAAGUACUCAAAAGUACAACUGGAAACGCCGUGCAAAACGUAUCGCUAAUAAGUUCAAGCAAAACAAAGAAAAAGCUCUCACAGCUCCUUUCGUAAAGCGAUAUCUUCAUUUGGAAGAUUCUCCUGGUCCACCAGGUCCCAUUGCCACCGCUUCUGCUACUGGCGGAAGCGCUUCACGAUCGAAAAAGGCACAAAAGGCUGCCAAUAUGAUAUCGACAGACACGAAGCCAACGGUUGCAGCAAGUGCAUCGCAUCAUCCUCCUGAGUCGCCGACGAAAGGGCAUCACAUGAAGCUCCCAGGAUUUCAGCCAACCGACGUGGCCGCUCAUCUCAAACUUCUUGGCGAUAGUCUAACUAUAAUUGGCGAACGACUAAAAGAACACGAGGGACAAAUUGCGGUUUCUGGAAGUCUGUCUGUGCUUCUCGACAGCUUGCUGUGCUCCCUGGGUCCACUGAUGUGCUUGACCAUUCAUAUUCCGGGAUUGCAAUCCGACACGGAACAUCUGAAGGAGUUGUUCCAAAAUACUUUGGAUAAUAUCGCCUAUGUAAUGCCAGGAUUAUAAAUAUACGAAAAACGUAAUAAAA
Messenger RNA from Aedes albopictus (Asian tiger mosquito), 1339 nucleotides. RefSeq names its product HMG box-containing protein 4. The coding region runs from base 136 to 1317 and encodes 393 amino acids. NCBI's taxonomy places the organism in Eukaryota, Metazoa, Arthropoda, Insecta, Diptera, Culicidae. The record is from RefSeq and is a predicted model, not a curated record. The transcript is spliced from 5 exons.